GGAUCAUGGAAACACAGCAUCAGGCUUGCUGCAGGAUCACUACCUUGAUUCAUCCUGGAGAACUGACAACGGCCUUCCCUGGACAUUGGACAGCAGCAUUAGUGAAGAGAACAGAGCUGUCAUUGAGAAGAUGUUGCUGGAAGAAGAAUACUAUUUAUCUAAUAAAUCUCUUCCUGAAAAAAUAUGGCUCAGCCAGAAGGAAGUGGAGAAAAGAUCUCAGAAAAGCCCACAUAAGAAAACUGGAAAAGUCAUGGUGCGAUCACCUGCAAAACCACCUGGCUGCUCCUUGAAGUGGACAGUGGAGGAGAAAGAGCUGUUUGAACAAGGACUGGUGAAAUUUGGCCGUCGAUGGACAAAGAUUGCCAAGUUGAUUGGGAGUCGAACUGUUCUCCAAGUGAAGAGCUAUGCUCGGCAGUAUUUUAAGAACAAGGCAAAAAAUGGUGAUUCUGAAAAGGAAGAGCCAAGACAGCAUGGGAGCAGUCUUCCCACUGAGGAUGGGAUAAGGGCAGGAGCUGGAAUCUUGAGAGGCCUUGCAGACCCCAAUCUGAAUGCAGUGAAAAUUGAAAAACUCUCAGAUGAUGAAGAAGUAGACAUAACUGAUGACAUGGAUGAAAUACUUCCUCCUACCCUCCAGCAGGAAACUGGGAAAUCUGAUGUACCUGCUUUUCCAAAAAGCCCAGUUGAAGAAACAAAAGGAACGGAACAUGGUUUUCCCUCUGCUGCUCACAGUUCUGCAGUUGUUUUACCUAAAGAAGGUCCUCAACACACCAAGCAAGAUACAGUGGAUACAUUAGUGUUUCCUGCUCUGGUAGCAACAUGUUCUCAGCACCUGAAUGGUGAUAAAUGUGUGAAUUUAGCUUACCAGCAGUACAGUAAUUGCAUUGAGAAAGCUGAGCAAGGCACACUGGUAACACCUUGUGGUACUGGGCAAGUAGCUGGCCAGGAGCUCAGGGAGCAGCCAAGAGACCUGGCUGGGAAUGGAUUGCUCUUUCCUUCUCCCUGCCAAGCAGAUGAGGAUCACCAAGAGGAAGCAGAGGAGCUGAAGCCACCUGAGCAGGAAGUGGAGGUUGACAGGAGUGUCAUUCUGGACGAGGAGAAGCAGGCUAUUCCCGAGUUCUUCGAAGGGCGCCAGGCCAAGACUCCAGAGCGGUACCUGAAAAUCAGGAAUUACAUUUUGGAUCAGUGGGAGAGAUGUAAACCCAAAUACCUGAACAAGACCUCAGUGCGGCCAGGCCUGAAGAACUGCGGUGACGUCAACUGCAUCGGUCGGAUCCAUACGUACCUGGAAUUAAUAGGAGCAAUUAACUUUGGCUGUGACCAGGCCGUGUACAACCGUCCCCAGGCUGCUGACAGAACACGCUCCAGGGAGGGCAGGGACACGGUGGAAGCUUAUCAGCUCGCGCAGCGCCUGCAGUCCAUGCGUACGAGGAGACGGCGAGUGCGAGACCCGUGGGGAAACUGGUGUGAUGCAAAGGAUUUGGAAGGACAAACAUUUGAGCAUCUCUCAGCUGAGGAAUUGGCAAGAAGGAGAGAGGAAGAAAAACUGAAACCUGCCAAGUCUUCUAAAGGUUCGAGACAAAUAAAAAGUUCCUUUGAUCCCUUUCAGCUGAUACCUUGCUGUGUGUUCACAGAGGAAAAGCAGGAACCUUUCCAGGUCAAAGUGUCUUCUGAAGCACUUUUAAUAAUGGAUUUGCACUCUCACGUUUCUCUGGCAGAAGUGAUAGGGCUGCUGGGGGGAAGGUACUCUGAAGCUGAUAAAGUUGUGGAAGUGUGUGCAGCAGAGCCCUGCAACAGCCUGAGCACAGGCCUGCAGUGUGAGAUGGAUCCAGUGUCCCAGACCCAGGCUUCGGAAGCACUGGCAGCCAGGGGAUUCCGGGUCAUUGGAUGGUACCAUUCCCACCCGGCAUUCGACCCCAACCCCUCCAUACGAGACAUUGACACUCAGGCUAAGUACCAGAGCUAUUUCUCCAGGGGUGGUGCCCUGUUCAUUGGAAUGAUCGUAAGCCCUUACAACCGGAAUAAUCCUCUUCCAUAUUCCCAGAUCACCUGUCUGGUAAUCAGCGAUGAGAUCAGUGUUGAUGGCUCCUACCGUCUGCCCUACAAAUUUGAGGUGCAGCAGAUGUUGGAGGAGCCUCAGUGGGAACUAGUAUUUGAAAAAACAAGGUGGAUCAUUGAAAAAUAUAGAUCCUGCCACAGCAGUGUCCCCAUGGAUAAAAUUUUUCACAGAGAUUCAGACCUGACUUGUUUGCAGAAACUUUUGGAGUGCAUGAGAAAGACUUUGGACAAGGUCACGAAUUGCUUCAUUGCUGAGGAGUUCUUGACUCAGAUAGAGAACUUGUUCCUUUCCACGUACAAGAGUGAGAAGAAGGAGAAUGCCAGCGGAAGUGAGAAGGAAUCCUCACAGGAAUUACCGGUGUGA
Acanthisitta chloris (rifleman) is the source of this 2419-nucleotide messenger RNA. It is a transcript of the gene MYSM1, whose product is annotated as Myb-like, SWIRM and MPN domains 1. The transcript has 19 exons. Gene Ontology annotation, molecular function: polyubiquitin modification-dependent protein binding; metallopeptidase activity. Gene Ontology annotation, biological process: double-strand break repair. Lineage: Eukaryota; Metazoa; Chordata; Aves; Passeriformes; Acanthisittidae. Gene Ontology annotation, cellular component: BRISC complex; BRCA1-A complex. The annotation marks the transcript as partial. The record is from RefSeq and is a predicted model, not a curated record.